GUCUGGCGGGUUGGUUGCUUGUUGACUUUUGUAGUUGCGAAUCCAAUAUUGUCGUAAUGUAAGACUUGCUUCUAUGCUGACUGCUUCCUUUUGCUUUCCUUAACGGGUGCAAGUAAAUUGCUUGUACUUACUGAGUCGUUGACUCACGUUUCCUUAUGUUCUCUCCAGCCCUCCUCACUCUCCCUUCUACUUGCUCCCCUAAUUCUCAAAGCAUCUUAUAACUAAACACAAGCCUACACACUUUUCAAAAGUCCUUAAGGUUACAUGUCCUCGUGAUUUUACCAUGUUGAUGGUCAAAAUAUAUGUAUAAUCCCUAUUUUUUAUACCUUUUCGAGCUGACCUAAAUGACUACCCUGUCUCUGUGGGAGUGCUAUUGUUUUAAAAGUCUAAAGUUAGGAUUCACAGAGCGUGACUCCGAAUCCGUUGAUAUCUGUAUGUUGCGCCUAAGUAUCUAGCUAAUUCUACAAGUGCGCUAAUAUACGUACAGUUGGUCAAAACAACACAUUAAAUAGUUUCUAGUAAAGCUGUGUUUAAGUUAUUCAGUGAAAGUGCUAUCCGGAUAAUCGCACAUGCAACCAAAGUAGUCUUGUCCAUUGGUAAAUACAAACGUUCCGAAAAUACGCCAAUUGCCGUACAUUCCAAACCAUCACCCAUUGCAACAUUGUGUCGUGUUUCAUUGAUUAUCAACCUAUUGCAUACUACAGUAAUGUAUUCGGCCAAUAUAUUUCUGCAGCUUGCUGCGGAAGCAGUUUUACUGUAAUAGAAGCACGUCAUGUGGCGGCUCAUAAUGGUGUGGUGUUUCAACCUUAUUAGCCACUUUGACAGUCAAGCAAUGUCAGCCAAGGUCUUAAGAGGAAUACUGGAAAUUCCGUCUCACUCCUCGUGCUUCCAUGUUUUAAAAUGAUACCUUAUGAUUAAAAAUGUAGCAGUACACUACUACACAACUGUGACAACUGCUGAGUGGGGGAGACGUAAGUUUCAUUAAUUUAAGAACGCGACUCUAAACCAAUAAAAUUUGUCUAGCCUUACUCUGGGAACCCAUACAUCUUAGGUCAAAACAUUUUCCAUGAUUAAGCUCAAAGUUGUAUGAUAUACUCUUUGAGUAAGGUUUUACAGCGUUAGAUUGAUUAAAGCUGCAUGGGUUAAGUAUUUUUCUACUCUCAAAUCUAUAUUAGUCAUAUUCACCUUAAUUUAAUAAUUUGUAUAUUAUGUAGAUGGAUCCAGCUCAAGAACCCAACUCAGGGACACAUGCAAAUAAUGUCCAGGGAGCACUUCGGCAGCUUGAUUUGUUGGUCGAAAAGGCAGAGCACUAUGCUCAGGUGAAACUUAUUGGUUCUGGAACAAAAGAUUUGUCUAGUCCAUCAAGAAUCAAACAAGAGCAGCCUAUUAGUUCUCCUACUUCUCAUUCUUUUGGAGACCAUCGACAUCGUCGUACUGAAAAGGAAGAAGAUGAAGAACUGUUGACCGAAACUAAGCAUAGUUCAUCUGGUAUUCAGCGUUUCGAAGCUUCUCCGUGGUAUGUAAAGGGAGGAGAGAUGCGUGACUAUCAAAUCCGAGGUCUAAAUUGGAUGAUUCAGCUCCAUCAUAAUAAUAUAAAUGGGAUUUUAGCGGAUGAGAUGGGAUUAGGGAAAACUUUACAAACAAUAUCAUUACUUGGUUAUAUAAAACACUGUCGACACAAACAUGGGCCACAUAUGGUGAUUGUGCCUAAAUCUACACUUUCUAACUGGAUGAAUGAAUUUGCUCGUUGGGUUCCUUCUUUGCGCACAGUUUCAUUAAUUGGAAACCAGGAUGAAAGGAGUCAUAAAAUACAAGAGGAGAUCUUGAAAAAGGAAUGGGAUGUUAUUGUCACAAGUUAUGAAAUGUGUAUUAAAGAGAAGUCGGUUCUGAAAAAAUUUCACUAUAUAUAUUUGAUAAUCGAUGAAGCCCACCGGAUUAAAAAUGAGAAGUCGAAAUUAUCAGAAAUCGUUCGGGAUUUUCGCUCUCAAAACCGUCUCUUGAUUACCGGUACACCUUUGCAAAAUAAUUUACAUGAAUUAUGGGCUUUAUUAAAUUUCCUAAUGCCGGAUUUAUUUUCUUCAUCUGAAAUGUUUGAUGAUAUGUUCAAAACAAAUAAUGAUCACGAAGAGAGUUUAGUUCAACGUCUACAUGCAGUUCUAAAACCAUUUUUGUUAAGACGAAUUAAAGCUGAUGUGGAGAAACGUUUACCACCAAAAAAGGAGUGCAAGAUUUAUAUUGGCCUUAGUAAAAUGCAACGUGACUUGUACACCAAGAUUUUAAUGAAAGAUAUUGAUGUGGUGAACUCUGUAGGGAAUAAAGUGGAUCGUCUUCGUCUGCUAAAUAUUCUCAUGCAACUUCGUAAAUGCUGUAAUCAUCCUUACUUAUUCGAUGGGCUAGAACCAGGCCCUCCGUUUACAACAGACCAUCAUCUUGUUGAUAAUUGUGGAAAGCUGAUGUUACUGGAUAAACUGCUACCGAAACUCAAACAACAAGGAUCAAGAGUCCUUUUAUUUUGUCAAAUGACGCGAAUGAUGGACAUCCUUGAAGAUUAUUGUUUGUGGCGCGGCCAUGAGUACUUUAGACUAGACGGAUCCACACCCCAUGAAGAACGCCAGAUUUCAAUUGAUGAAUACAAUCGUCCAGGUUCUACCAAAUUUCUUUUUAUGCUUUCUACAAGAGCUGGUGGUUUGGGUAUCAAUUUGGCCACAGCCGACGUAGUUAUCAUCUAUGACUCAGACUGGAAUCCUCAAGUUGACCUUCAGGCCAUGGAUCGAGCACAUCGUAUCGGACAAACCAAAGCUGUACGCGUUUUUCGAUUAAUUACAGAACAUACAGUUGAAGAGCGUAUUAUUAUGCGUGCUGAGAUGAAGCUCAAAUUGGAUAACUUGGUUAUUCAACAAGGUCGUCUUGUUGAACAAAAAUCAAACCAACUUCAGAAGGGUGAUGUUUUAGAUAUGAUCAGACAUGGUGCCAAUUACAUUUUCCGUAGCAAAGAUAGUGAUUUCAAAGAUGAGGAUAUUGAUAUUAUCCUAGCUCGAGGUGAACAAAAGACUGCUGAAAUGAAUGAAAAACUGGCUCAAUUGGGAGAAUCUAAUUUAAGAUCUUUAAAAUUCGAUACGGCAGAUGAAAACGGUGCACCAACAUCAGCAUAUAUAUUCGAGGGAGAAGAUUAUCGAGAAAAACAAAGUCGCACUUCCCUAUUAGAUGGUUGGAUAGAACCUCCGAAACGUGAACGCAAAGCAAAUUAUGCAGUAGACGCAUACUUUCGUGAAGCGCUUCGUGUCUCUGAACCUAAAGCACCGAAACCACCUCGACCACCGAAGCAACCGAAUGUGCAAGAUUUCCAGUUUUUUCCCCCCAGACUUUUUGAGCUUUUAGAUAAGGAAAUAUAUGCAUUCAGAAAGAGUAUUAAUUAUAAAGUUCCUCGUAACCCAGAUGCUGGACCAGAUGGUGAGCGUGAUCGUCUGGAAGAACAAGCUAGAAUAGAUGAAGCUGAACCAUUAACUGAAGAGGAACUGGUCGAGAAGGAAGAGCUUUUAACACAGGGUUUCACAAACUGGUCGAAACGUGAUUUUCAACAAUUUAUCAAAGCCAACGAAAAACACGGUCGUGACGAUUUAGAAGCAAUUUCAGUAGAUGUAGAAGGUAAAACUCCAGAUGAGGUUAAACGGUAUGCCCGUGUUUUUUGGACAAGAUGUAACGAGUUACAAGAUGUCGACAAGCAUAUGGCUCAGAUUGAGCGUGGUGAAGCGAAAAUCCAAAGAAGAGCUGCCGUAAAACGUUCUCUUGAUCUAAAGAUGGCUCGAUAUCGAGCACCGUUUCACCAACUUCGAAUACAAUAUGGAACAAAUAAAGGGAAGAACUAUGUCGAGGAGGAAGAUCGCUUCUUAAUCUGCAUGCUUCACAAACUUGGUUUCGAUCGUGACAAUGUAUAUGAUGACUUACGUCUUGCAGUUCGCUUAGCCCCACAGUUUCGAUUUGAUUGGUUUUUGCGAUCUCGCACAGCAAUGGAGCUACAAAGACGUUGCAGUACUCUUAUUACUUUGAUCGAGAGAGAAAUAUGUGACUUGGAAGACCGAACAAAACAGCGCAGUGGAGUAGGCGCGAAUAAUUUACCACUCACUCCUGCAAAUUCCGGACCAUCUAACACAUCCACAGUAUCCAACCAAAAGCGGAAGUCAACUUCAGCUGGUGGGAUUGGCUCUGAUUCAACUGCAGAAAUGUCCGGAAACUCAAAGAAAAAGAAGGUCACUGCUUAAAUAACAGUGAUUUGUAAAUGUCUGUCUUAUAUUCUUGUUGUAGGCCUCUUGCAUUUUAUUUUAUGUACUCGCUUCCCUUGAUUUCAUACUGGUGUAUUGUUUAUCAAAUCUUACAUUAAUAAAGAUUUGUAAUUAAAUUUACUUGCCAAAUAUUUCAGUGUAUACCAAAGCAUUAACUCGAUUCUACUAAAUAGUCUUAUACAUUUAAAUUCACAUAAUUAAUAAUCUACCUAAUGAAAACAAUUAAUGACAGAGAAUUCACUCAUUUGAUCAAAAACUCAAAAUAUAACUUUCUCAUAUCGAAUAUAUUUAAGAAAGUGAUUGUUAACAAUAGAAUUGACUUGAU
Molecule: messenger RNA, 4605 nt
Organism: Schistosoma rodhaini
Lineage: Eukaryota; Metazoa; Platyhelminthes; Trematoda; Strigeidida; Schistosomatidae
Source: the annotation of a GenBank genome assembly